UGAACGCAACGAUAGUAACCAAGGCAAUGACGCUUUUGCUCGUUUCCUAGGCAUUCGCUGGCAAAGACUGAGCAACACUGCUAGCUGGACAGUCUGACAGAUUAUCUUCUAAAAAAUAGUGGCACACGCACUUUUCCUGUCAGCUUGAGCCACAAGCUAGCUAAAUGUGUGACGCUAACGUUAGCGCAACAGCCACCAUGGCUGAAUUUGGGUGUAAUGAGCAUCAUCAGAGCGAGGUGAUAAGCUACAUGCGAUUUGCACGUUCGAAGCGGAUUUUGAGACUCAAGACUGUGGACUCCUGCUUCGAGGAACUCAAAGACAGCAGGCUUGUGGAGGAAACCUUUACUGUGGACGAGGUGAGGGAUAUGCUGGAUGGGCUACACGCGGUGGUACGUGGCGAGAUGGAGAUGGAGCUCAUCAACACUGCACACACCAACGUCCUGCUCCUCAGGCAGAUCUUCUACCAGGCCGAAAAGUUUUUCCUUCGGCUGCAAACAGACAUCUCAGAACUGGAGAACAGGGAGCUGUUAGAGCAAGUAGCGGAAUUUGAGAAGACUGACUUUAAAGCCACUGAUAAGAUGAACCAGGAGAGCAGCAAACCCAAGUUGGCACCGCUGAAUGAAGGUGGCGUGUCUGAGCUUCUAAACAAGGAGAUCGCAAGACUACAGGAGGAAAAUGAUAAACUGAAAGCCAAGCUGCGCAGUUUAGAAUCCCAGGCAAUGAGUGUGCUGGACGACAAGACCGAGGCAGAGAGAGCCCUUAAAGACCUCCGGAAUGUGCAAGGGGACCAGCAGCUGAGCGCUCACGCCAAAGAGAUCAGCUGUCUGCAGAACACCGUGGCGGCCCUCAAGGACGACUACGAGCGCUCGCUGACCGUCAGCGCUGCCUCUCAGAAUAACCUGCAGGAGAACCUGGUCUCUGCCAAACACGAACUGCUGCGAGUACAAGAGCAGCUGGCCUUAGCGGAAAAGGAGCUGGAUAAGAAGUUCCAGCAAACGGCUGCUUAUCGCAACAUGAAGGAGAUCCUUACAAAGAAGAAUGAGCAAAUUAAGGACAUUAGAAAAAGAUUACAAAGAUACGAGCCCAACGAAUGAGUUCUUGUUUCUGCUGAUGCACCUCGAAUGAAAAUUCAGGUAGCAUGAUGGAACCAGAAUGUACCCCUGGGUUUGGGAAGAGCAACAUUCGACCCCACAGCUGCUGACUGAAGCACAAUAAAGCAGCGUUUUAGUGAGCAGUUAUUUAAUCAUGUUUUAUUCUGAAAAUGUUGUAGCUGCUUCUAGGUGGCUAAUUAGAGUUAUUGAUAUCUUGUUAUUGAUACCACCAUUGAUACCUUGUUUUUUUCACUGAACUGGACUCCCAGAAUGAAAAAAAUUUUCCUUAAAGCCACUACACAUUGAGGAGGAGCAUUUUCUACAAUCGGACUUUCUGUGAAUGUCCGAUCCUAUAGAAAAGUACGCUGUUUAUACGCUUGGCUUUGCUAGAAUGAUUUCCUUGCUCGCCUAUAUUAUACAAAGAAGAUAACAUAUGUUGCAAACAAUACCACGUAUAUUUCAUAUUAUUGUGAACUUAGGACUGGAAUGUGAGUAAAGAGAGGAAAAAAAAAAACAACGUAAAAUUAUAUACAACAUUGUAAUUGUACACACAUCCUGUAUUCCCUUCACACAUGCAUUUUGCGGUCUGUGCAUAAAAGCUGUGUGCAAAUAAAAGCGGCAACUAGCUCAA
This is a messenger RNA of Nerophis ophidion (straightnose pipefish), 1722 nucleotides long. RefSeq names its product leucine zipper transcription factor-like 1 (gene lztfl1). Gene Ontology annotation, biological process: negative regulation of protein localization to cilium. Lineage: Eukaryota; Metazoa; Chordata; Actinopteri; Syngnathiformes; Syngnathidae. The record is from RefSeq and is a predicted model, not a curated record. Gene Ontology annotation, cellular component: cytoplasm. The transcript has 11 exons. The coding region runs from base 165 to 1094 and encodes 309 amino acids.